GAUUUGACGAAACGUUGUCACGUACGGAGUAUAUGUCAAAAAGUAUAACGUUGAGUCGUUGAGCACUCCAGCCUUUCUUCUUUCUCUCUCAUCUGAUCUUCGGAAAACCCUAAUUUCACGACACAGAAUCAUAAUCAAGGAGAUAUUUUCCCUAAAUUCAUUGAUUGCUCGAGAUUCUUUCCAUAAUUCAAUAUUUUUCAAGCUACAAAACCAAGAUUUUUAUGGUGUUUUUCCCAUUGAAUUGCAACUUAUGACACUUCUAUAGCAGACUGAUGGAAAUGGGCUGCUGUGGUUGCUUUGGGUUCUCGAGAAGGCAUAAAGCAAUUGCAAGGCCGAAGUUUCGAAUUGAUGCCUUUACGAGUGUUCUUUCUCAGACGCCUUUGUUAGAUGAUGGAGACGAUGAUGCUGAUGCUGAUGAGGAUGUGGAUGAUGGUUUGUAUAAUGGGGAAGAUACUAGUAUGACACAAGGGUAUGAUGAAAGUGAGGUGACUGGUGGGGCACAAAGAGCAGAAGAGAUUAUUAAUUUCAAGAUUAGAAAUGGGUUGAUUUGCAGGCAAUUUGAGGUCAAGGAAACUCGCAAACUCGUGCGUUCGGAGGUAAAAUUGCAAGCAUCCGUAAUUAAAAGAUGUCAUGCAAUCUUGAAAAUGCUGGAUCCAUGUUGGUGUGGUUUUAUGAUGUGUUCGCUAAAAGAUGAAAAUGGGACUAAGAUGAUCAAUGAGUAUCUUCGCGAGUUUAAAAUUGGGUCUGGGAGUUACGCCAAAGUGGUUCUUUACAGAAGCAGCAUUGAUGGAAAACAUUAUGCUAUGAAGGCAUUUCACAAGUCUCAUUUGUUGAAGCAACGAGUUGCACCUUCUGAGACUGCUAUGACAGAUGUUUUUCGGGAGGUGCUGAUUAUGAAAAUUGUAAGCCAUCCCAACAUAGUCAAUCUUAUCGAGGUGAUUAAUGAUCCAGACACAGAUCACCUCUACAUGGUUCUUGAGUACGUGGAGGGCAAAUGGGAUUGUGAGGGUGCUGGACCACCUGGUGGCUUAGGGGAAGCUAUCACGAGACAAUAUUUACGAGAUAUUGUUUCUGGGUUAAUGUAUCUUCAUUCACAUAAUAUAGUGCAUAUGGACAUAAAGCCUCAAAAUCUUUUGGUUUCGCGUAAUGGCACUGUAAAGAUUGCAGAUUUCAGUGUCAGCCAAGUUUUUGAGGGUGAUAACGAUGUGCUACGCCGCUCUCCUGGGACACCUGUUAUAACUGCACCUGAGUGUUGCUUAGGUCUUACUUAUCAUGGCAAAGCUGCUGAUACAUGGGCAGUUGGUAUCACCUUGUACUGUAUGAUAACGGGCAAGUUUCCCUUUAUUGGAGAGACACUACAAGAUACAUAUGACAAGAUUGUUAAUGACCCCAUUGAUCUCCCAGAUAAUCUUGAUUCGCAGCUCAGGAAUUUAGUUGAGGGACUCCUCUGCAAAGAUCCCGAUCAACGGUUGACAUUAGAUAUGGUUGCUGAGCACCCGUGGGUUAUUGGGGAAGAGGGGCCACUUCCCGAGUUUUUGUGCUGGUGCAAGCAAAAUAGCUCGGGUAGGGAUUUGCAUGAUGUGGAUAAAGAGGUACUUGCACGAGGCUUGGAGGAAUAACAGAAAAGAAGAGGUUAAUGUUUUGACUAACCCAUUAUUGGAUUUUGCGGAUAGUCAGUUUUGUGUUUCUUAUACACUUCUUGCCCUUGUCCGUUUUCAUCAAUGGUGUUUAUGUAUGUUGUACAGUAUCAAAUUCUAGGAACUGUAUUAGUGAUACUAACAUUGAGCAGAAGAGAGAAAGGAGGAAUUAGAAGGGUUUUUUCGGGGGGGCCUUUUUAUGCCAAGAGAAGUGUUUUUUUUUAAUAUAUUGAUGAGACCACAAAGUUAUUCAUGCAAUUUAAAGGUUUAUUUUUGCCUCCCUGUAAA
Spinacia oleracea (spinach) is the source of this 1925-nucleotide messenger RNA. Its product is annotated as serine/threonine-protein kinase GRIK1. Gene Ontology annotation, biological process: intracellular signal transduction; protein phosphorylation. The transcript is spliced from 13 exons. The record is from RefSeq and is a predicted model, not a curated record. Gene Ontology annotation, molecular function: ATP binding; protein serine/threonine kinase activity. Lineage: Eukaryota; Viridiplantae; Streptophyta; Magnoliopsida; Caryophyllales; Amaranthaceae. Bases 273 to 1619 code for a protein of 448 amino acids. Gene Ontology annotation, cellular component: cytoplasm.